GUUAGCAGUCUAGUGUAUAUAUUGAUGUCUAUGGUUGCGCUACUGUAUAUAAUGUAACAUUAGUUGCCUGUAAUAUUGGAUUUUAUCUUAUAUAGUUGGUGCUGCUGCUAGGUUAAGUUACAGAAGUUGCUUAAUUUUAAACAAAACGCAUUUUAUAACUAAAACAGAUAUAUAAUAAAUUCAAAAAGCUAUGUCAGACACGGCUGAAAAGGUUAUCAAAUGUAAAGCUGCUGUAGCAUGGAGACAAAAAGAGCCUUUAUCUUUAGAAGAGAUUGAGGUAGCACCACCAAAAGCACAUGAAGUCCGAAUUAAAAUGAUAGCUAUAGCAGUUUGUCAUACAGAUGCUUAUACUUUAGAUGGAUUGGAUCCAGAAGGAAUAUUUCCUUGCAUACUUGGUCAUGAAGGCAGUGGCAUUGUAGAAAGUAUUGGAGAAGAUGUUAUUGAGUUUCAGCCUGGUGAUCAUGUUAUACCACUUUAUAUUCCCCAAUGUAACAAUUGUAAAUUUUGCAAAUCACCGAAAACGAAUUUAUGCAGCAAAAUUCGUGAAACUCAAGGUAAAGGUUUAAUGCCUGAUGGUACAUCUCGUUUCACAUGUAAGGGACAAACAAUUGCACAUUUUAUGGGUUGUUCUACCUUUUCUGAAUAUACAGUGGUAGCUGAUAUUUCUCUCGCAAAGAUUAAUCCGAUAGCACCAUUGGACAAAGUUUGCUUAUUAGGUUGCGGAGUAUCUACAGGCUAUGGUGCAGCUUUAAAUACUGCAAAGGUAGAACCUGGAAGUACUUGUGCUAUAUGGGGCUUAGGAGCUGUUGGUCUUGCUGUAGCAUUUGGGUGCAAGAAAUCUGGUGCAUCUCGUAUUAUUGGAAUAGAUAUUAAUCCAGCUAAAUUUGAGCAAGCUAAAAUUUUUGGAUGUACAGAAUUUAUUAAUCCUAAAAAUUAUAAUAAAUCUAUUCAACAAGUUUUAAUCGAGAUGACUGAUGGAGGAUUGGAUUAUACCUUCGAAUGCAUUGGAAAUGUAAAUACUAUGAGGGCUGCAUUGGAAUCUUGCCACAAGGGAUGGGGUGUAUCCACAAUAAUAGGAGUAGCUGCAGCUGGACAGGAAAUUAGUACUAGACCAUUCCAAUUGGUUACAGGACGAGUAUGGAAAGGUACUGCAUUUGGCGGAUGGAAAUCAAAGCAAAGCGUACCGAAAUUGGUAGAAGAAUAUUUAUCAAAAAAGUUGAUCCUUGAUGAAUUUAUUACUCACAAUUUUCCCUUUGAAAAAAUUAAUGAAAGUUUUGAUGUAUUGCAUUCAGGGAAUUGUUUGAGAGCUGUUCUUAAAUAUUAAUAAUAUAUUAUUUUGUAAAAUAUAUCCUAUCAAAAGAUUUGUGGGCAUGUCUCUUUACAAUUUAUAUAAAAAAAAGGUGCAGAAUAUUACACACAUAUCUCUGAAUUGU
This is a messenger RNA of Camponotus floridanus (Florida carpenter ant), 1433 nucleotides long. RefSeq names its product alcohol dehydrogenase class-3 (gene Fdh). The coding region runs from base 191 to 1324 and encodes 377 amino acids. Lineage: Eukaryota; Metazoa; Arthropoda; Insecta; Hymenoptera; Formicidae. The record is from RefSeq and is a predicted model, not a curated record. The transcript is spliced from 7 exons. Gene Ontology annotation, cellular component: cytosol. Gene Ontology annotation, biological process: formaldehyde catabolic process. Gene Ontology annotation, molecular function: zinc ion binding; S-(hydroxymethyl)glutathione dehydrogenase [NAD(P)+] activity.